Molecule: messenger RNA, 1413 nt
Organism: Colletotrichum acutatum
Lineage: Eukaryota; Fungi; Ascomycota; Sordariomycetes; Glomerellales; Glomerellaceae
Exons: 2
Coding region: 376-1413 (345 amino acids)
Source: RefSeq, a predicted model, not a curated record
GUCCUCGAGGCAGGUGCUACCUUGCCUAAGGUACUGUAGGUAGGUAUCUAAAGUACCACGUGAGAAGGCAGCUUGAGAGUGGUAAGAGCAGACUUGAGCAAGCAUGAAACACACCUGCCUCACCAUCACCAUAAGUCUUUGGUACCUACCUAGGUGCCUGGGCAGCUACAGAGCCUCAAAUGCCCGAGGAAGGAGGGAUGCUAGAUGCCUCUCCAGGAUCGUCUCGGGAUGAAGGGCUUGGUCAGGUGCCUUUAAACUCUUCCCUCUCCCUCCAUCUCCUCACCUCAGUGUAAUCUCCUAGCAUCGGUUUCGACUCUUCUCCCAUAGCAAACUCAAGCGUGCCGAGCUGCAUUAGCAAGCACCAAAGCGUUCAGAAUGCCUCCCCUCCUUACCCAUAAUCCAACGUCCUCCAAGGGCCCUAAUUCUCAGCCUCUAGCCUCAAGACCAGCUUCUCGACCCUCGCAAAGCAUACAGGCCUCAAAGAAUCUCAAAACAACAGCAGAUCUCUCACCAGAGCACCACGCAAUAAUGAUCCGUCACGCCCUAUCCUCUCCGACAAUCCGAGCACUUGCUUCUCUUCCACGCGGCCCGCCUCCCGAAGAGAUCCUCCGUUGUGCCUCUUCCGCAACAGAAUUCCUCUCCUUCACCUUCAAUCCCCUGGAAAAAGUUGCCUUCUCCCACAUCAACAACGACCCCUCCACCCGCUGGCCCUUGAAAGAGACUCUGACCAAGCCCUGGCACAAGGUCUUCCUCGUCGCCCAGUGCGAGGCCUCAGGCGGCGACUACGGCGACCGACUCUCCCUCCAGGCCCGUCAGAAGCUCCUAUCGGACAAACCCUGCAUCGUAAAGAUUCUGGGCCAGGUUCUACGCGCCUGCGCCGACAUCAUGGGUUGUCGGAAAGACGCCGUCGGUCUGAGGCGCUCCCUCGAGACCUGGCGUGCCGUCGUACCCGAUAUUGGGCCGAAAAAGAUGGUCUCACUUGUUGAGCACGGUGUCAGGACCGUACGUCGGCUUGCUGAGAUGGACUUCUUUCACAUCGAGAGGGUGCUCUCCCGGAACCCGCCCUUUGGUCAGAAGAUUGUACGCAGCUUGGCACACUUUCCGCGCCUCGUACUUGCUGUAGACAUACCCAAACGCUCCGAGGGCUCGGACAACGGUGUCAUCGUUCGCGCCAUCCUAGGCUGUUCGAAUCGCGAGGCUCCAGUCUGGAAAGAGACGACACCUUGGGUCACGAUGGCUGCUGAGAACUCGGAUGGCCGGCUGGUCUUUUUCUGGAAGGGAAAAGUCAAGAGCCUGAUGCCGAGUAAAGAACUCGUGUUCUCUAUUGGAGCAGCCAAGGGCGAGAAGAUAUUCGUGUGGGCAAGUUGUGAAGAGAUUGCCGGGACUUAUGUGACAGGGGAGGUAACCGUCUAG